Messenger RNA from Microtus ochrogaster (prairie vole), 1651 nucleotides. RefSeq names its product translation initiation factor IF-2-like. NCBI's taxonomy places the organism in Eukaryota, Metazoa, Chordata, Mammalia, Rodentia, Cricetidae. The record is from RefSeq and is a predicted model, not a curated record. The transcript is spliced from 3 exons. The coding region runs from base 1 to 924 and encodes 307 amino acids.
AUGUUGGCGGGAAGGGUCCAGCGCCCCUACGCCCCAGCUGGGCCUCGAACGUUCCAGCAGAGGGUUUCAGAUCCCCUGGGGGCUGCGCCCAACGCCAUUAGCACACCUCGGAGCGCUAGCAGCCCAGGAGGAAGGCAAGUUUGGCGGCUGCUGACCGCGGCUCCCGGUUCUCCCGGGCCGCAGCAUCAGCAGCGGCGGUGGCCUCUGCCGCUGGGCGCGGGGGAGCGCAUCCUCCGGGGUGGGAGGAGGGAGGGGACGGAGAGUGGGGGGAAGAUCGUACGCCGAAGAGGAGCGAAGCGAGGUAGCAGGAACGGCGGGGUGCGCUCCUGCGGGAUCCCCAAGUCCAGAUCUGCCCCGAGCAGCCGCCGCCUGGAUGCUCGAGGCCUCGCCCAGGUGCCUGCAGCGGCGCCCACGGUCAGGGCACCGGCCGCACUCCGGGCGGAAGGCGGGGAGCUGCGGUGGCGCGACGCCUGCCCGGUGCCCGCCUCUAGCUCCGCCCGACCCGGGGCGCGCGCUGCGCUCGUCCGCUGCGGCGGGGCCCCGAGAGCUCGGCGGCCCGGCUUAGCGGUUCGGGAGGCAGCCGCGGCAUUUUGCCUGCCCGGUGCGACCUCGGAGCCGCAGGCUGAAGAGCCCGGGGGUGGCGCGAGUCCCCCCAACACCCGGCCCAGCGGCUCCGCCCCAGAGAGCUGCGCGCGCGGCCUCGGCAGGCCUCGGCCCUUUGUGACACUGCCCCGGGCGACUGUCAGGCCAUCUGUAUACCGGGAACCGUCCGCUUACCUGGCCCUAAAUGGCAUGCCUUCUAACUGGCUACGGUCCAGGACCACAGGCCACCAUAAAUUCAGCCUUCUGUCUUUUCCGGCAUUGACUUUGGCAACGGGGCCCACCAUCUCCUUCCUCUCCCGUCCCCUGUUCAACAUCCAGUAAGCUGCCAAAUUGCAAUCAUUAUAGCCAAAGCAAUGAAGCAAUUGGGCGGUCCAGUCGACUCUUGGCUGGAGACUGGAGAGAAGAUCGGUGGGAAGGUUUUUGCAUCAACCCCGGGCCCUGUGCCUGAGAGCUCCCCCUGGUAUUGGAUGCUGCUCCCAUUACAGUCCCGUGACGACCACUGCAAGAUGACUCGGAGGAUCCGGCUGCGAAGAUCACUCUUAAAUACAGCAAGGAAUAUAUAUUUAUAUAUACAUAAUCAGUAACCUGCAGCUGGUCUGAUAAGAUUGGUGUGUCCGAAGCCACCCACACAUACAGCACCCAGGGCCUCCCCUGGUUGCCGCUGCUGUUUGGUGCUACCAGUCUGGAGGGCGGAGCAAAGUACUGAAGAGUAGUGACUUUGGGAUUUCAGCUGCAGGUGAUGUUUUUAUAGUCCUGUAAAUAUGGAAUCAUCUCCUGGUUUGCACUAACAAUCAGUAGAUGUCGGGUUUACAUCUUUAUGAUCUGAGGAGGAGAGACCGCUCCUUUUUCUUUAGACAUCUUUUUGGUAAAUGACUUAGCCUUUAGCAAGGGGGAAAAUUGUUCCUAAAAUAUAAAAAGAUGAUUCUCUUUGGAUCAAAAGAAAAACAUGUCUUGGGGUCUCCACAAGUUUAUUGGUGGUCUCACAGUUCUUUGAUAACAUGCUUUUAUAAUUUUAAAGUCUAAGCUUAAUUUUAAAAAGUUUGAGAAC